Messenger RNA from Tyto alba (common barn owl), 5224 nucleotides. It is a transcript of the gene GPATCH2, whose product is annotated as G-patch domain containing 2. The record is from RefSeq and is a predicted model, not a curated record. NCBI's taxonomy places the organism in Eukaryota, Metazoa, Chordata, Aves, Strigiformes, Tytonidae. Gene Ontology annotation, molecular function: nucleic acid binding. The transcript has 10 exons. The coding region runs from base 182 to 1705 and encodes 507 amino acids.
GCUUCCGGGCUCUCAUCAUGGGGGACUGAGGAGCCGCGCCGGCUGUCCGCGCCCUCCCCUCCCGGCCCUCGCCCGCCAGCCCCCGGCGCUGCCGCCGGCCCCCGGCCCGGCUCCCCUAGGCCCAGUCUCUGCGAAGUGGCGCCAGCCUCCUCGGGGAGCGGCCGGGGGAGGCGCCGGGUUCAUGUUCCGGGUCGCUGAACCUACCCCGACCCGAGCUCAGGCGGCGAGAAAGAGCUGGCAUUUCAGUAGGACUAUGGAGGAGCUGGUUCACGAUCUAGUCUCAGCACUGGAAGAAAGUUCAGAGCAAGCGAGAGGAGGUUUUGCUGAUACUGGAGAUCAUUCACGAAGUGUGUCUUGUCUUCUAAAGCGACAAGCAAGGAAAAGGAGGGGACGAAAAAGACGAUCAUUUACCACCCAUCAUCCCUGGGAGACUGGUCACUGCUUAAGUGAAGGUUCUGAUUCCAGUUUAGAAGAAUCAAACAAAGACUACAGGGAGAAUCAUGCUAAUAAGAAAGACCACAGUGACUCUGACGACCAGCUGUUGGUUGCUAAGCGUAGGCCUUCCUCAAACUUAAAUAACAUUCGAGGCAAAAGACCUCUGUGGCACGAACCAGAUUUAGCUGUUGACAGUAUGGGAAACAGAACUUUGCGCAGGAGAAGAAAGGUAAAACGGAUGGCAAUAGAUCUGCCAUCAGAAGUCUCUAAUGCACUGACAAUAACUCAACAGCAGGAUAGCAGCAGAGAUCAAGAAAUGGACAAUAACAAUAAAUCAUACCAACACCAAGAGUUUUCCAAGAGCAAAGUGAAAAAAAGAAAAGUAGCUGCACCUCGACAAGGACCAGAAAUCUUGGAUGAAGGAGUAGUUAUAGAAAAUGAAGAAGUGAACCAAGCAAAUAAGGACAAAAUGGAGUAUGAGGAGCAAAAAGGCUCAGAUGAGAACAUGAGUGACAGUGAAUCGAGCAGCCUGAGCAGCAGUGAUGCUGGUUUGUUUACCAAUGAUGAGGGAAGACAAGGUGAUGAUGAACAGAGUGAUUGGUUUCAUGAAAAUGAGUCUGGUGGAGCAUGUGGAAUUACGGGGGUCAUUCCAUGGUGGGAACAAGAAGAUCCUACAGAACUGGAGAGAGAAUUGCCUGAUCCAGUCUUUGAAAGUAUCUUAACUGGUACUUUCCCUCUUAUGUCCCGUUCAGGGAGGAGAGGUUUCCAGAGUAGAUUUAGUCAUCUACAUGGAAUGCCAGCAAGAAACAUAAAAAAGGCUUCAGGAAACCAGAAUGCAUUGAUAACUCCAGGAGCAGGCGGUAGCAGGAAAACAGUUCACUUGUCCCAGGAUUCUCUUCACCAUGACCACUGGUUUAGCCCUGGGGCUAGGAAGGAACAUAGCCAGCUUCAACUCCUGCGAGACAACCGAUCAGAGAGGGGACAUAAGAAGAACAGCUCUGUAAAAACAGCUAGCAGGCAAACCAGUGUACAUUUAGGAUCAUUGUGCAUGGGAGACAUCAAACGGAGAAGGAAAGCUGCUCCCCUGCCAGGACCCACAGGGUUUGUUGGUGAAAACACCCAACCAAUUCCAGAAAACAACAUUGGAAACAGAAUGCUUCAGAGUAUGGGCUGGACGCCUGGCUCGGGCCUUGGACCAGACGGCAAAGGGAUAGCAGAGCCAAUACGAGCCAUCCAGAGACCAAAAGGACUCGGACUUGGAUUUAGCUGACAGAAAUGCACCCUGGCUGCCCAAUAAAAAUAAAGCUCAGAAUGAAUUUAAAAAUAUGAGGAAAAAAUUUAAAAAAAAUGGCAAACAUAUUAUUUGUGAUCAGCAAAUCCAGUUACUCUUCUCUCAAAGAUCACUGAAGUCAGUGUGCUUCACAUUAGCCACACCAGCUGCAAGGUACAGCCACAGUGACAGAAAUGGCAUUUGAGUCUAACUUUAUAAUGGUGCUAAAAUGUACAAAAUCUUCUACUUUUUUAUUUUCUGUGGUCUUAAAGUUUGUAUUAAGCAUAAAAUUCAGUAUGUUCACUUUUUUUCAUAAAAGCUUCUGACACAGCAGGUUUUAGUAUAUAAGCAAUUUUUUUUUUUUAAGUAUAAUUUCAUCUCGAGAGUCUUGAUAAGAUUUGUCAAGGAAAAUUGAACUUUUUACAGCUAUUGCUUUCUCCCCCUUUUCAGGCAAAGUUUCCAAACCUGGUAUUUCUAGUGUUUAACAAUAGUUGAGGAUAAGCUGUCAUUUUGCCCAUAAGAUAUACACGUUUCCCACUGGAAGGUGAUAUGGUAUGCAAUUUUGUAUAAGAGCAUGAAAAAUGGCUUUGUUGUCAUAGGAAUGGCAUUCCAACACCAUUAUGGGGCAAUAUAUCACUGUCUUCCACAUUCAAGAUCAAAAGGAAAGCUUUUAUACUUGUUUUUACAUUUACAAGUUUAUCUCUUUUCAGCAAAUAUUUUAAAAAGUUAAAGUUUAUUCUGACUUUGGAUUUCCCUUUAUAUUAAUAUUCCCCCAUGUUUCCACAUUUAGGAAUAGUUUGAGCUUUGAACCAGGAAAUAGUAUUUUAAUGGUGACUGUCAGUGUUUAUAUUCUGGGAUUUGGUGUAUUUUAAACAAUGCAGUAUUCAACAUCAUGUUAUCAUUUAGUUUGUGAUUGUGCUGGUGCCAAUGAGCCACAACCUUUAAGGAUCACAAACAGAAAAAGGGCAAGGAGAAGCAGGGUUAGAGUGGAGGAAAGAAACGAAAGAGAUACUUUGAUGGCAUCUCACAAAUCUAGGCUAGCAAUUAAAAAUCAAGAGGGAUCAUUAAGUGUUUUAAUCAGUAUCCUAAUGUAUCUAAUGUCAACAGAAGCAAUUUCACUAAGCGCCAACCAAUCAAGCUCCUAGGGUACUUAUUGGUUUGCAGUAUAAAACAAAUUCCACUUUAAAAUUAAAUGAUAGGGCUGAAGGAAACUGUUGUUCAGAUGGUCUAAGGAGAAAAUCCUCUCCCUCUCCCGCCCACCCCGCUAGUAGUUGGCAAUAUUUACCCUGACUGCAGAGGGAACAGGAUUUGAUUCUACAGUCUUUUUUUCUUCAAUAGGAAGAUCUCCCUCUUUCUCUACUUCCAGACUGCAGAAAAAAAAUACUUCUGGAUGCUUUCAAAGAUAUUUCCUUCAUGUGAUUGUGAAAUACAGUGAUUAAUUUUAAGAAGUUUUUUUAUUACUUUUCUUUUUCUCUCAGCUUCACUCAUUUUCAGAAAAAUAACUAUGAAAAAGAAGUAGCAGCAGCAUUAUAAGAUUGAAUUUGCUUAAAAGAAAUGUUCAUGCUUUCUACUGUGAGUACUGUCGGUUUGGGAAUAUUGAUUCACCAUACACGUAGUGUAGAGUAAAAGGUUAAUACCUGUUUUUAACUAUAGCCAAAUGCACAUGUUCUCUGAGUUUCAGGAGAACAAUUUAUUGCUGUUUAAAUACUUGAUAUGAUUGUGUGGGUUUGCUUUUUGAAAUUAUAAGAAAUUUAAAAAAAACUUGGGAUUUAUAAUUAACACAUACACUUUUUAUUGGAAGGUUUUCAGGCUUAGCAUAAUGUGAGUUUGCAACUUCAGAUAUCUCUUGAACAACUAGACUGAGUUAAAUACAUUCCAUAUCCAAAGAAUUUCAGGGCCACAUAAUUGCAAAGGGCUGAGAGCCUGGAAUUCUGCAGCUAGCAGAGGUGCCCACUUGUAUAAGUGAUAUUUACAAUAAUUAAUUUAUGUAGUGUGGCAUGCUCCCAUUCUUUCAAUGCAAUGUGCUACGGAAAGCAAGUGUAUUCUAAAGAUCUCUUUGUAUUGUACACCACAAUCAAAAAUUCCUUAAAAUAAUUUUCAACAUAUGAAUUGUGAAGGUUAGUCUUUUAAGUUCUGUUUGUUCUAGUUCUAUUUGCAAAACUGUAAAGAAAUAUUAAUUCUAUGUUAAAAUUCUUCUGUUUUGCUUUGGUUACAACACCUCCAUAUCUUGGGCUGGAAAUUCUAAGUAUGGCACAUAUAACACUUGUUUGAAGUAUUUCUGCGCAGUUUACCAUUGGAGCGGUUUCUCAAGAAAUCAGGCUGCAGCUCCAAAAGUAUUUGAAAAUGUUACCUAUUUUCAAAAGAUAAAAGGGAAAUCAUGGAUACAUGUUGAGACAAAACCUCUUUAGCCCAUUCAGCUCUUUGUUCAUCCAUUCAUACAGAUACAGUGAAGCAGCCAACAUAAUGGAAGAACUGUUUAGUCUGAUUGGAAAUCUUACAACUUUUGUUUUAAGUCAGUCUAUUAGUGAGAAACUAUUAGACAUUAAGAUUAGUCAAAUUGAUUUCGAUAUAAAGAUAGAUACACUUUGUCUGUUUUCCAGCAGGUAUUCUCAUAGAUGGCACAGCUGACAGCCAACUUUAUCUGUUAGAAGCUUUGUAGAACAAUGUGAUUUAUUGAAGUAUUUUUAUGUAGUGUUUUGAGAGAUUUUUUUGUUGCAGUAAAAUUUCCAUUCUGAAUCACACUAUCAUUUUGUUUCUGUUUUUCUGCAUUGCACAGGGGUGGUUUUAAAGAUACUUCAGUAGUGUGAUUUUGCAGUUAAAACUAGUGGUAAGAAACAAAACAAAAAUUGUAUUCUUUUUAUUUUUUAAACUGUUGCAGUGUUAGUUGGCUUUGAAACAUGCCAGAGUAAUUGGAUUUAUUGGGUUUUUUUUUUUCAGGUCUUUCCCACCUAACUUGCAAUCAAACUCUGAUACCUGCUGUAAAGCUGGCUCAAUGUAUUUUAAAAUACAAAUACAAGUAUUUUCAGAUACUAAUUCUUAAUCGCUGUGACACUGAAGGGCUUUAUGCCUACAUAAAUAAAUAUGGGAUCAUCUUGUAUCUAAAAGUUACCAUCCAUCACUUGCCAGAUUCUUUCCAUUUAGGUGUUUGAUUAAUCAGUAGCUCAGCUGUUACCAUAAUAUUCUUCCUCUGCAGAUUGUUUAGUGAAGAGAAGAGAUGUUACAUAUUAUCAGCAUUGCAUUUUCCUACAUAUUCCAUGGUGUCUGAAAGUUCUGUGAAUUGAGCCAUUAACUGUUAAUAAAAGAUACCCGUGAACAGUACCUUAUUUUUAAAUAAAUAUUUGUCAAAGUCGGAGAAGCAUUAUCAAUAUGCUUAUUUUAACAAGUUUGUCCCUGCAUUUGUCUUUCUGCAAUUAGGUCAAUAAUGAAUGUAGAAUGGCGGUAAAUAGCUAAAUAAUAUGUAUAGAAUGCUUUGCUAUAACAACACAAAUGCAAGAUGAAAUAAAAUAAAUAGACUCCGUU